CGACUGUAUAAACUUGUAUGCCCUUCAUCACCUCCUCUGACACUAAGCCACGCCCAGAAUCCCCCUCCCAGCUUUUUAUUGGUGCAACUGCCAGCAACAACUGCUCGCUCUCCCUGCUGCUUCUCUCCUCCUCCCAUCCUCUGCCCUCCCUCUUUCCUCUUUCGUCUGUCUGAGCUGCUAGGCAGUGAAUGAGUCGUUCAGCAGCGCAGCUUCUUCCUCCCGUUCCCUCCCUCCUUCUCUCGCUCCGUCCUUUCAGGAGCAGACAGCGGAGCAUCGACGCGGCAGCGGAGCAACACGGAGCUGACGGAGACGGGAAAACGGCAAACCCCGCUAGGAGGGGUGCAACCUAACCAACAAUUUCACCAACAGCAGCUUACAACUGUGAGACGGGUUCAAAACUGAAGCAACAGAUUGGCCUAAAGGUGCAGAUGUUGAAACUGACAUCAGCCCUGCUGAACCGGGGUUUUGGAGCUGACUGGAAACAUCUGCAGCACCUGGAAUCUCUGACAGUUUCUGUGCUUCAAAUAAAAGUGUUGUCCAGAGCCGGGGGGAGCAUAGGACUGACUGACGGGAUAAAAAUUCUUUAAUUCGUUUGGGAAGCAACACGGCUCACGCUGGGCGUGAACAUCAGCUCCACCAAAAGCAUCUCCUCCCAUAGUUCCUCCUUCAAGCGCAGCUGAAGAACACAAAGCGCUUGAGCGGUGAAAGCACAGCAGAGCAAGGACAUCCGAGAUACCUGCUGCAUGUUUGGAGAGUUUUUUGGAGGAUUUUUUCUUUUUGGGUCAAUAAGCAGGAAUAGGCUUAAUAGGUUUAUUAAGAAGGUAAGAUCUACCAGUGUCUCAGUUUGACUUGAGGACAAUGAAGCACGGAGGCAACAGGAACCAAGAGAUUCAACCCUACAUCACAUAGAUUUAGAGUUAAAAAAGAGUAUUAGCAAAAAAGUUUGGCACUUUUUUGAUUCUAAGAUGUUUUUUGCUCUCAUGGUGCACCUAAAGUCUUGUUUGACCCAGAAAAAAAGAACAUCGAAGCCUUUGUGUCACCAGCACUUGUGCUGCAAACUGCCGUGAGUGACUUUCUGCACCAGUCGGUGUGAAGGUCCCCUGGCUCCUGCUUGACUCUUCUUUUCCGGGGUGUGGUGGAUCUGCCGUGCGGGGCAGGUCUUAGCCGUUCAAGACGCCGCGAGCCGUACUUCGCGUGAAAAAUGCCCAGCCGCGCUUGGCCAAGCCGGCCGACCCGGGCCCGACGUCCGGCCUCUACAUGGAGAGGUCGCAGAGCCGGAUCAGCCUGUCGGCGUCCUUUGAGGCUCUGGCCAUCUACUUUCCAUGUAUGAACUCUUUCGAUGAGGAUGAUGGUGUGGAGACUGAUGGCAGGAAGCUGAAGGGAGGCAUCCAGAGGAGCACCGAAACGGGUCUGGCGGUGGAGAUGCCCAGCCGGACUGUUCGCCAAGCCAGCCACGAGUCCAUCGAGGACAGCAUGAACAGCUACGGCUCAGAAGGAAAUCUAAACUACAGCGGCAUGUGUCUGGCCUCUGAUGCCCAAUUCAGUGACUUCCUGGAUGGGAUGGGACCGGCCCAGUUUGUUGGGCGACAGACGCUAGCAACAACUUCCAUGGGCGAUGUAGAGAUCGGCCUCAUGGAGAGAAACGGAGGACUGGAGGUUGAGGUAGUGCAAGCCAGAGGACUCACAAUGAAACCGGGUUCAAAAGCUCCUCCAGCGGCAUACAUCAAGGUUUACCUCCUGGAGAACGGGGUCUGUGUGGCUAAGAAGAAGACCAAGUCUGUGCGGAAGUCUCUAGAUCCUCUCUACAACCAGGUCCUGGUGUUCUCUGAAAGCCCUCAGGGGAAAGUGGUGCAGGUGAUUGUCUGGGGAAACUACGGACGAAUGGACCGCAAAUGUUUCAUGGGCGUAGCUCGUAUUUUAUUGGAGGAGCUUGACCUCACUGCCAUGGUGAUUGGCUGGUACAAGCUAUUCCCACCGUCCUCAAUGGUGGACCCAACGAUGGCGCCGCUUAUUCGCCACUCGUCCCAGAUGUCCCUGGAGAGCACCAUUGGGCCGUGUUGUGACAGAUCAUAACAUUCCUGCAGAAAUGCACUAUUUUCCUGCUGCGGCUGAGAAUCUGUUGCUUGAGCAAGUCUGAAGAUGUGUCUCUUCAUUCCCUGUGCAUACUCUGUUGGCAGAACUCAUAGGGAAUCAACCUGCUGGUCACCUUGGAUUUACAUCAAAAUUGUUGUAAUUUGUUAACAGGUGGUUUAUGGAGAGCACAGUACUUUUGCAGUAAGCACCCGAUCCAAAAACUCAAAGGAAAAGCUUCCUGUCUUCAGAUCUCUGAUGAGGAAAAAGCAAACCUCUCUUUAAUGAGGAAACUUCAAAGCAGGGCUCCGUUGCCAACAUCGAUCAGAUUCUACUGGGACAGCAGAACAAAGCGGCCUCAGCUUCGCUUCUGCUUCUGCGCUUUUUCACAGCCUCCAUGCGGUUUUCAUUCCCUGGACUGCUCGUCAUCUUUCUGUGUUCUCAUUAAGGGGCUGGACAGAUGCAAAGCUGGAUUUGUCAAUUCACACAUCUGUAGAAAAGGCAGGAGCAUCCCGUUUACAGGAACAGGAGGCUGUGAGCACCAAGACUGGAGACUUUCAUAGACAAAACAUGAGCUUAUGUGUUGUACUAAAACAUGUUGACUUUGCAGGACUCAAAAUCUAUAUAUAUUUUUUUUGUAUUCCACAUUUGGUCCAUCAUAAUCUAUGUGUCACACUGAUUUGGAUAGAUGUGGUUGAAAAUUUACUUGGAAGAUUUUAGUAUCAGUUCAAACUUGAACAUCAAGAGCAUCACCGGCUUUAAGGAUCUCAGACAUAUAGUUUAAUUCAUUCAAAUAUAGUCAAACUGAAGUUCUUUAGCAAAUCCAGUGAAUGUUGGAAAAGGAAAGUUUUCAAAAAAGAAGUGAUGGUUGUUUGUUAGAUGAUCAAAUAUUUAUUUGUUUAGGUUAAACCAGGUUCAGGCCAGAUCAGUGCAACUUUUCUAUUUUCAGAGUCUGAUAGGGUGCUAAAACCACUGACCUGACCCGUCAUCAUUUCCCCACACACUCUUAUUGGGUGUAAGGUACAAGCUGACCUGUUUAGGGGAGUCUGUGUUCUCCACUUCCAUGCAACAUGAUGAAUACAUGAUAGAUUAAUGUCAGUUUUAUCUCUCCGGACGGUUUUAUCUCUAAUCGGUUCUUCUUGGUCAGCUUUUUUAUUAGGAGUAAGACAGGUAAAAUACUUGAUCAUUUCACAAAGAUGAAAUCAAAACAUCACCAAUUGUGACCCCAAGUAGAUUGACAUUUUAAAAAUGUUAAAUUUCAAAUUAGAUCCUGCAUGUUUGUGCUUAUAUCUAUGAAUCAGAUGGCAUAAAUAAAAUCGUCUGCAUUUUUUUGCAUGAAAUGUAUUGCAGCGGGUUACGGGUUUGAAAGCAAAGGCACUAACUGUGGAUGCACGAGAUCAACAUCUUUUAAUCUCCCAGCCUGUAAUUGGACAUGAAGCGGGCCAGUUCUUUAACUGCGUUGUUCAGAUUUUCCCAGCAUCCCCCCCUUGCAUGGGUCACAUCAAGUGCAGGGGUCAGUGUUGUAUCUUAAUUACAGUGCUGACACGGCCAGAUGGUCUAAAUGGAAAUGAAGUGAACACAGGAGCACACACAGUACCGGAAAACUGGCUUAUUUAAAGCUGGGGAGGCUUUUUUAGCCAUACUCCGGAGCCAGAUUUGUAAUAUUCCUCCCCUCUUUCUUCAGGCUUUUGCUAAUGGUCGUCUGAUAACAGUUUUUACUGUGCCAAUUUUUACCAGCAAGUGUCUUCUUCUUCCUCCUCUUCAAUUACCUUGCGUUGUGUGUUAUUGUGAGGGAGGAACAGAAGCCUUCACUCACAACAUCUAACAACAGAGAAGCGUCCCUGUUACUCUAAAUUGCAGCCCGGGUUUUCGGAGAGCAGAGCCACCUGGUGAUUAGUUGUGCAACGGCUCACGAGGAACACAUGAGGGGGCAUGAAAUGUCCUUUCCCAAACAAGGGAGGCUUCGAUUGAUGUCAAAUAAGAUGAAUUUAAAGAGAAAUGUUUUCAUUUUGGGCACUUUAUGUCUUUACUAUGUAAAUAUUAUCAUUGUGAGUGUCUUGCGGAGUGAGCCAAAGCAGACCAGUGGGGGUUUAGCUGAUAAAUCAGUGAAUUGGACUAGGGAUAAAAAGGGGGUUGUUGCUAGCUUUCAUAUGACCAUAGCUUUAGCUGGUAGCACCUGCAUGCCUGAGUAAAAACAACCUGAUAAGAUUAAGCAUGAGCCUAAAGCUACGACGGAGAGCUAGGACAGGAAAUUAAAGCGUGUCAGAUUUGGACAUAAUAUCAACCGAUAAACAUAUUUAUGUAGCACUUUAAAUUAUGACUUUUAGUUUAAGCUUCUUUUAUGUCAGAAAUCCACUAAAAAUGGGAGAGUAUGUCUACUUUUUAUGUCAUGUCUGAAGGUUUCAGAACAAAAUCUGUUUAUUUCUAAAAAUGUUAGCUAGUUUUGAUUUCUAGCCGUGGCCUUUGGUUAGAGUAGCAGUGAUGCUGUUCCUGCUUCCAGACAGAUUAGCUAGAUUCUGUAAUGCAAUAAAACAUCCAGUCUGUGUAGUUUUCUCACAUAAGUCUAGGUAUUAUCACCGUAGUCUAAUCCAGUAGGUUCUAAUAUUUGGUGACAUGUUUGCAGCUGUUUUUGCCUUUCUCAAGACAACGAAAAACAUAAUCAUGCCUAAAAUAUGUCCACUUUCUUGUUGUUUUUUUUUCCUAAAAGAGGGAAAAAUAUUCUUCUUAAGAAAGUAGAAAAUAACCUCUGAUGGAUUAUAUCCUUUUCUUCAUUAAACAGAUAUCAUGUGUCAUGUUAGAAUUUCAAAACAUACAUUAAAAUGACUUAUUUUUCAACAGCAAAUCAAAAGUUACACAAUAGUUUUACAAUAAAACAAAUGCCUGCCAGACAGCAGAAACAAAGAGGACUGUUUUUAGAAUAAAGGUAUGUUGCAAAAAAAGCUAUAUAAGUCAUGUGAAUAUGUUUGUUUAGGUAUUCCCUUUUUUGUGCCAAAACUUUCCAAAAUAAAGUUUUAUUUUCAUUUUAAAGGACCAAUAAAGAAUUACUCAUCUGCAAAUAACUCUAGGAUAUGAUGAUGUAGCUCUGUUCCUGUCUAAAGAGGCAACAUAAAGGCUUUUGAUAUUAAACAAAUACAACUUUAUUGUCUUUCAGAGUCUCAGUGUUUUCCAGCUAAAUGGAAUGAAUGAAAUUGUUGGAAUUUUAUGAUUGAAUAUGUUAAAUUGUAAAUGAAAUCUGCAAGAAAAAGAGAGAAAAAAAGGUUUAAUUUAAAAGAAUAUUUGACAAUAUCAAUAUAAGUGAAAUUUGGUCAUAUUAUUUAGUUUUAUUGUUGACCACUUUGUUACAUUUUGUCGAUUUAUUUGGAAAUGAAGAAGCUUCUACUCUGCACAUGUUCAUAGACGACAUGCUCAGCCCUAAAUCGUCAUGUUUCUGUGUGUACUUACACAGUGUGUACCUUGUAUCAUUUGUAAUGUAAGUAGAGGCCUUAAAACUCCCACCACAGACAUAUUGUCAGGGCUAUAAGGACAAAGAAUUGUCACUAUCAAAAUGAGGAAAACACAAAAUGUUUUACAUUUUCAAUAUUUUUCAACUAUUUACUUGUCACGAUGAAAGUAACAAACUUUUGUGUUCUGAAGUUUUGGCAUUUCUUAAUUGAAUUUGGUUUGUUUUCCCCACAAAGAGAAAAAUAUCAAGCACCUUUUCCUGCUUUUGAAACAGCUUAGCGAUUAAUUUAGGAUAAUUAUAUACUGCUUCUUUGCUAUUUCUGGAUGCACUUCAUGAUACUUUGUGGUUUUAAAUAAUACAGUAAAAUUGCAAAGAAAAAAGAAAA
Messenger RNA from Oryzias melastigma (Indian medaka), 5897 nucleotides. It is a transcript of the gene rims4, whose product is annotated as regulating synaptic membrane exocytosis 4. The record is from RefSeq and is a predicted model, not a curated record. The coding region runs from base 1258 to 2073 and encodes 271 amino acids. Lineage: Eukaryota; Metazoa; Chordata; Actinopteri; Beloniformes; Adrianichthyidae. Gene Ontology annotation, biological process: regulation of synaptic plasticity; regulation of membrane potential; calcium ion-regulated exocytosis of neurotransmitter. Gene Ontology annotation, cellular component: presynaptic membrane; cytoskeleton of presynaptic active zone. The transcript is spliced from 6 exons. Gene Ontology annotation, molecular function: small GTPase binding; transmembrane transporter binding.